AUGCCUUGCUCUGCAGUUGGCACGUCAGUUUAUGAGAACUUGAACAAGCCCAGAUAUCUAAAGAGGACGGUGUUCCUCGAGCAUAGGAGCUCGCAAAACUCAAUAUCUCAUAUCGAGCUGUUUGCUUUGCUUCGUUGGUUUUUAUCCUCGAAAUCACAUCGCUCGGGUGAAUCACUGGCCAAUCUAAUUCCGAUUCGGAUAAACCUGCCCAAUCGCAAUCGUCCAUCGCCGACCCAAUCUCAAGACGCAGAUACUCCAGCAUCCUACCAGGUGAUCCGUGAGACUGCAAGUCUCAAGCACUUAACAGAGCUGAAAGUAGGACAUUGGAGCUGA
Penicillium chermesinum is the source of this 333-nucleotide messenger RNA. RefSeq lists its product as uncharacterized. The coding region runs from base 1 to 333 and encodes 110 amino acids. Lineage: Eukaryota; Fungi; Ascomycota; Eurotiomycetes; Eurotiales; Aspergillaceae. The record is from RefSeq and is a predicted model, not a curated record. The transcript has a single exon.